Oikopleura dioica is the source of this 1869-nucleotide messenger RNA. The record is from the annotation of a GenBank genome assembly. NCBI's taxonomy places the organism in Eukaryota, Metazoa, Chordata, Appendicularia, Copelata, Oikopleuridae.
AUGUCCGGAGGAGGAGGUGACGAUAGAGUCCCCAAUAAGGGAGAGCCAGCGGUUCCGCCGAUGAAAGCCACCAAUGUCACGAUCCAUAGCAACCAGGUCAACCGACAAGACCGAUCCAGCGCUCUCGGAACUGGUGGAUUCAACGGCUGCACUGUCUGGUUCACCGGUCUCUCCGGAGCUGGUAAAUCUACCAUCGCCAUGAAGCUCGAGCAGCACCUCAUCUCCAAGGGUGUCCCAGCUUACGUCCUUGACGGUGACAAUGUCCGACACGGCCUUAACAAGGAUCUCGGCUUCUCUCUCGCCGACCGAGAGGAGAACAUCCGACGAAUCGGUGAAGUCUCCAAGCUCUUCGCCGACGCCGGUGUCGUCUGCCUCGUCUCCUUCAUCUCCCCCCUCCGAAAGGACCGAGACUUCGCCCGAAGUAUUCAUCAGAACUCGGAUCUCCCCUUUAUUGAGUGUUACAUUGACACUCCACUCUCUGUCUGCGAAGACCGAGACGUCAAGGGUCUUUACCAGAAGGCUCGAGCUGGAGUCAUUAAGGGAUUCACCGGAAUCGACUCUCCAUAUGAACCCCCACUCAACCCAGAGUGCGUCGUCAAGUCUGGCGAAGACAGCAUUGACGCCUGCGUCGCCAAGGUCGUCAAGACCCUCCAAGACAACAAGGUUCUUGCCGGAACCAAGGCUGCUGCCCCAGAAGUCCGUGAACUCUUCGUCAGCGCCGACGAGAAGGACGCCAAGAUCGCUGAGGCCGAGACCCUCCCCAAGAUCGAAAUGACCAAGAUGGAUCUCCAGUGGUUCCAGAUCCUCUCCGAAGGAUGGGCCACUCCACUCAACGGUUUCAUGCGAGAGGAUGAGAUGCUCCAGUCUCUCCACUUCAACUGCUUGUUCAAAAACGGCGAGACUUACAACCAGUCUAUCCCAAUCACCUUGGCCGUCUCCACCGAAAUCAAAGAAGCCAACAAGGACGCCAAGGCCGUCGCCCUCACCUACGAAGGCAAGACCUACGGUAUCCUCCGAGACCCAGAAUUCUACACUCACCGAAAGGAAGAGCGAUGUGCCCGAACCUGGGGAACAUACACCGUCAACCACCCACACAUCAAGAAGAUCUACGAACAGGGCGACUGGCUCGUCGGUGGUGAUCUUGAAGCUCUUCACCGAGUCACCUGGAACGACGGUCUUGACAAGUACCGAAAGACCCCACUCGAGCUCCGAGCCCGAUUCGAAGAGCUCGGCGCCGAUGCCGUUUUCGUCUUCCAGCUCCGAAACCCAGUUCACAAUGGUCACGCUCUCCUCAUGACCGAUACUGCUAAGAAGCUGAAGGAGCGAGGUUACAAGAAGCCAGUCCUUCUCCUCCAUCCUCUCGGAGGCUGGACCAAGGCCGAUGAUGUCCCACUCGAAUGGCGAAUGAAGCAGCACGAUGCCGUCCUCGAGGAGAAGGUUCUCGACCCCGAAGCCACCGUUGUUGCCAUCUGGCCAUCCCCCAUGUCCUACGCCGGUCCCACUGAGGUCCAAUGGCACGCCAAGGCUCGAUUGGUCACUGGCGCCCAGUUCUACAUUGUCGGACGAGAUCCCGCUGGUAUGGGCCACCCAGACCGAAAGGAAGACAUCUAUGAUCACUCUCACGGCCGACGGGUCCUCUCCAUGGCCCCUGGUAUCCCACAGUUCGAGAUCAUCCCCUUCAAGGUCGCCGCUUACAACAAAGAAAAGGGCGCUAUGGACUUCUAUGAUCCCUCCAACCACGAAAACUUUGACUUCAUCAGUGGAACCCGCAUGCGAAAGACCGCCCGAGAGGGAGGUGCUCUUCCAACUGGUUUCAUGGCCCCCAAAGCCUGGAAAGUUCUUCAAGACUAUUACGCCUCGCUCCAGUAA